Messenger RNA from Neohortaea acidophila, 4464 nucleotides. RefSeq lists its product as uncharacterized. The record is from RefSeq and is a predicted model, not a curated record. The transcript is spliced from 2 exons. Lineage: Eukaryota; Fungi; Ascomycota; Dothideomycetes; Mycosphaerellales; Teratosphaeriaceae. Gene Ontology annotation, molecular function: RNA binding. The coding region runs from base 475 to 4059 and encodes 1194 amino acids.
GCCGGCAGAACGCAAGGAUUUGUGGUUGUAAUGCCCCUCCUUCACUCAUCCAGUCUCCUUCCCAGCACGAAGAUAUACGGGAAUAUUCCAUGAUAGCAGCGAGGCCUCGUGUUGAAAGCGCCCUCCUGCCGCCACGCUAACUCUUAGUCAACCCCGGAAAAGGGCAGGCACGACUGGACCCCCGGAAAGUCGGCCGCGGGCCUGCUUCGUCACCGUCGACAUUCGCCCAUCACCACCACCACUUUCCCCUACCCAUCCUCCCUCCUCUUCACCUCCCCAUCCCACCCCUCAAUUGGCGUCUCGACACCCUUCCUGGCCGCUCCAAGGCCUCUAUCCUCCCCUUCUCCAGCGCUGCCUUGUGGAUGGCAAGCAGCAGACUGUCUAUUCCCUGAGCACCCUAAUCUUGGUCCCACUCCACCCCGACUCGACUCCUCUUCGCCUCCCACCCCUCUUCAUCGCCCAACAUAAUUCAUAAUGGCUCCCACCACCCGGCCAGACUACAAAAUCAACCUCGACGGACUUGGCACGCUCAACAUCGGCAAGACCACCUCCGCCAACACUUCCGGGGCCAACAGCCCCAUUGACGCGCCUGCCGGUUCGGGCCUCAAGUAUGCAUUUGGCGGGAGCUUCGGUAGCCACAACGGUGCUCAGGCUGGCCCUGCACGAGCCGGCACGGGCUCACCAUCAAAAGAGUACGGGAGUCGAUUAUUCCCCAAACGAGCACGAGAAAUCCAAGCACAAGAAGGCCUUUCUCCUCAAGUCUGGGGCCCGCCUCCCACCGGCAGUGGCCACUCGACCCCACUGCGUGAGACCAUCCCCGAGUCGCCGGGAAGCGAUAGUUUCCCGGACUUCGAUGCCACCGAUGCCACCGCUGGCUCCGGCUCGAAUCUGCUCGCAUCCAACUCGACUCGUCGCGCUCGUGCCGGCACCGUCCCCUCCCGAUUCCCACUGACCGGCUCGCUGAACGGCUCUACAUCCUCCCUCUUGUCCACAUCCAACCGUGUCACCCCCACCUCGAGUCCUUUUCAGUCGAAUGCCCUCUUACACGACCAACAAGCUACCGCCGGUGCAUCGGCUUUCAGUCAAGCUGCUUUACUUUCUCGCUUAAGAGCAGGAUCAAUGCCACAGAGGAACGGCUUGCUGGGCGGCGGCAUCAGCCCCUUUGGGUCCUCGGUGUUUUCGAGCAACUGGUUGGCAGGGAGGGAACGUGGGAGUACCUUACAGAGCAUUCGCUCGUCGGAUGGCCCCUCAUCUCCGAGGUUAGACAGUUCGCCCGCGGAAAACGCUGUGAAGACGUUGGAUUACCUGGGCCUUGUGGACACACCCCAAUCCAACCUGGAGAUGCUGCUCAACCAACAGCAAAGCGGGCCCACCAUUGCGGACCUCGCCGCUCUCAACGCCUACAAUCGAAAUACAGCAAAUCGCUUCCGUUCUUACUCUGUCAAUGCAAAGGAGAAGUACGCGGAUGGUGACGAUGACGAUCUCGACCAGUACGACACCCCAUCCCAGUUAUACUCCGGACAACUCACUCCAUCCGCCGAGAGUGCGGCUGCACAGGCAGCGGCCAUCCAUGAAGCGGUCCGACAGCACAACCUGGAAGUGCAGGCUUUUGCCAACUUCGCCAGUGCAAAUCGACCACGAGCACGCACGGCCGGCGUUCUUGAUUCUCCUUCCUCCCGCGUCCUUCGAAACUAUCUUCCUACUCCCUCCCGCCUGGAAAACAGCAUCACGGCCGCGGACCUGCAAAGCAAUGACGGAUCGGAUAUGGCUGGUUUGACAAAUGCCAUGUCGGCAAUGCAGAUGAACCCCAAUGCUGCCUUUGACGCCGGCCUCGACUCGGGCCUGGAAGCUCCCACUCGGUCCCUGUGGCUGGGUAACGUCCCCUCAUCGGCCACCGUUUCCUCUUUGAACAUGGUGUUUGGCCAGUUCGGCCCCAUCGAGUUCGCCAGGAUUCUUACCCACAAGAGCUGUGGAUUCGUCAACUUUGAGAACGUGCAUAGUGCGAUCGCUGCCAAGGCGCAAUUGAAUGGAAAAGAGCUCUUUCCCGGCUGUGGUGCGGUGCGUAUUGGCUAUGCCAAAGAGCAGAGUGCAUCGAACACGCCAGGAGCGACCGGCGGCUAUACAUCGCCCAGUCCAGAUCCCUUCGUCUCCAAGGCGCGGAACGAGGGCAUUCUGACUGGAGGAGCGGCACAGUCUGCAGGUAACAUCAAUGCCGAGACUGAGGCGGCGGCGCUGACCAGCCCGAAUCUUUUGGAGCUGAAGGAGGAGCUGUUGAGCAUCGUCCAGCAGUUUGGUGCCACAGGUGAAGAUCAGCAACGGAUUAGCAGCAAUCUCGAGACCGCUAUGAGCUUCCAUGGCUACGCACUGGAGGUCCCGCCCAUUCCCGAGCCGAGUCACAAUCGUGUCCACGACGCACCCCGACUCCGAGAAAUCCGAAAGCGCAUCGACAACAACUCUUGCAGUCCAAUGGAAAUUGAGAACAUCGCCAUGGAGAUGAUUCCCGAGAUCGCCGAGCUGGCUUCGGAUUAUCUGGGCAACACUGUCGUCCAGAAGCUUUUUGAGCAUUGCUCCGAAGAAACCAAAGAGGCGAUGCUCAUGGAGAUUGGGCCUCAUCUGGCAGAGAUUGGCGUGCACAAGAACGGCACUUGGGCGGCGCAGAAGAUUAUCGAUGUCGCGCACACCCAAACACAGAUGCAGACCAUUGUGGACGCCCUGCGACCGCACGCUGUCAACCUGUUCUUGGAUCAGUAUGGCAACUAUGUCAUGCAGUGCUGCUUGCGUUUCCAAUCGCCGCUGAACAACUUCAUCUUCGAGACGAUGAUCAACAGGCUGUGGGAUGUUGCGCAGGGCCGGUUCGGUGCACGUGCCAUGCGUGCCUGUCUUGAGAGCCACUUUGCCACGAAUGACCAGAAGAGACUGAUGGCAGCCGUGAUCGCUCUUCACAGCGUACAGCUCGCUACAAACUCCAACGGCGCCCUGCUUCUCACCUGGUUCUUGGACACUUGCACAUUCCCCCGAAGACGAUCCGUCCUCGCUCCUCGACUCAUCCCGCACCUCGUCCACCUCUGCACGCACAAGGUUGCGUAUCUGACGGUGCUCAAGAUCAUUAACCAACGGAACGAGCCGGAGGCGCGCGACACCAUUUUGAAGGCGCUUUUCUUUGACGAGCAGACGUUGAACGACAUUAUCAAUGACCAGGCAUGCGGUGCUACUUUGAUCUUCAAGGUGCUCACGACUCCAUUCUUGGAUGACAGCCUUCGUCCUGAGUGCGUAGAGGCCGUGCGCAGCGCCUUGCUGCGGAUGAAGGCGCAGCCAGGGCAGGGCUACAAACGACUGAUGGACGAAGUUGGACUUUCCACUCGUCACGGCGGCGGCGGGACCCCCGUCAACGACGGCCGAUCGAAUUCGAAGACGAGACAAGCCAACGGCCAUCUCGCACAUCUGGACGGCGGCGUGCCCAACGGCUUCGCGCGGCCGCCCUACAGCGGUCUCACCCCUCAACAGCAACCCGCGGGCGGUUUCCAGCGCAACCCAAGCGUGGACUCCUCCAACACUUACGACCCUUUCACGAAUGGCUUGGUAACGCCGCAGUACACCCACAGCCCCGCGCUGUCCAACGCAGGCAUCAGCCCGCAGCAAGUGCAAUACCAACAAGCCCUCCUCGCCGCGCAAGCCCAAGCACAAUCGCAAAUGCAACAACAGCGCGCCCCACCCUUCUACGGAAGCCCCAUGGCGCCGCCACCGCAGGCAAACGUGAACGGUAUGCCGUACGGCGCCGCAUCCCCCGGCGGCCCACCUGCGCCCCACGGAGGUCAGAUGCUCGAUCCUUACCGCCAGUCUAUGGGCGGCAUUGCGCCCGGCAUGGGGAUGGGGAUGAACAUGUCGCCUGCCGCUGCUGCUGCGUAUCAGCAGGGGGCUUUUGUGGGCAAUCAUGGAGGUAUGAUGGGUGGUGGUGUGGGUGGGUAUCCCGCGCCGCCGCAGUUUCCCAUGGGCUAUUAUCAGCAGGGGCAGAUGGCAGGGCAGGGGAGGAGAGGCAGGGUGAGUUUGAUGUUCUCAUGAGUUGCUGUGGUGAUUGGCGCUGACUUGCCUUGUUUCUCCCGCAGCGAUGAAGCAUGGAUCCGACCUUUUUGAGAAAAGUUUUGAUGUUCCGUUUCACGACAUUUGUAUUUGGCGACAUCUUCAGACAUUCAAUUCUCGCAUUGUGUGAUGGGAAAGGGAAAAGGCGUACGCUGCGCUGCGCUGCGCUGUGCUGCGCGAGCAAGAGGACGAGAAGCUGGACAUGUCCGGUCUCGACUCAUCAGAGAUGUGCAUUUGGGCGAUUGGGAUUUCUGUGUAUUGUUUUUUGUGCCUAUGCUCGAUGGGUUGAUGGGAAAAGAAGCAAAAAUGGUGCCGGAAGUGCCUGCCUGGCUGGGCUUCAUGAUGAGAAUGGACUCUGCUUCGAUGAUGUGUAUAGUAACCUUAUGG